AUUCUUUGCUUCACCAUGCUGGGGCUGGGCUGCACGGUGGAGGUCAGCCAGCUUGGGGAGCAUAUCCGGAGACCCAUCGGGGUGCUGCUGGCACUUGUCUGUCAGUUUGUUAUCAUGCCCUUGGUGGCCUUUCUUUUGGCUUUAGCUUUCUCUCUGGAUGAUGUAGCAGCUAUGGCUGUUCUCCUCUGUGGCUGCUGUCCAGGAGGGAACUUGUCAAACAUAAUGUCUCUGCUGGUGCACGGAGAGAUGAAUCUCAGCAUCAUCAUGACCAUAUCAUCCACGCUGCUGGCGCUGGUGCUGAUGCCGCUGUGUUUGUGGAUCUACAGUCGCGCAUGGAUCAACACACCCAUCGUGAACCUCAUGCCUUUCGGGGCCAUCAUCCUGACCCUGUGUAGCACUCUCAUCCCAAUUGGCUUGGGAGUUGCCCUAAGGUAUCGCUACACGCGGGUGGCCGACAUUGUUUUAAAGAUAUCCCUUUGGUCCCUGCUGAUCACCCUCAUAAUGCUGUUCAUCCUGACCGGGGCCAUGCUGGGGCCAGAGCUGCUGUCCACCAUUCCCCCCUCUGUCUACAUGGUGGCCGUGCUGAUGCCUCUGUGCGGCUACGCUGCAGGUUAUGGCCUGGCUGUGCUCUUUGACCUGCCGCCCAACAGCCGCAGAUCCGUCUCUCUGGAGACAGGCUGCCAGAAUGUCCAGCUGUGCACCGCCAUCCUGAAGCUCACCUUCCCCCCUCAGCUGAUGGGAGGGAUGUACAUGUUCCCUCUGCUGUACGCCCUGUUCCAAGCAGCCGAGGCGGGUAUUUUCAUCCUGGCUUACAGGAUGUACAGAAAAGAGGUUCUUCACAAACAAGAUCCCAUGGGGGGAGGCGAUGACACAGACAUAACAUACCAACGGUUUCAAGAUGAGGAUGUUGGCUUUGACUCAUCUUAUGGUGCGGUGACAGUGAGUGACCCAAACACCAUCAUGUUGGAGCCUUGCCCGCCUGACCCGACUCCUGUUUGAUGUGCAAGAGACAAUUCCCCACUGCUUCAUAAGUCUUGCUGAUGGAGUCAUCACUCACUCAUUGCCAUUCAUGAACAACUUCUGGAAAACAGAGGGGGGUUGUGCAGGGAAUUCCCAAGGUUCAGGAAUGUUUAUUAUUGACUGCUGAAAAAAGGUGCUUCAUCUCAUAAGCUUUAUGUUUCAAGAGAUACAUGCAAAAUCCAAUCAUUCACGUGUAAUAUAGCGAUGACACGCGUGAACAUGUUUAACUGAGGCUAUGUUUACUGCAAAGCAAGAUUCAUCAGCUAAGAGUAACUUUAAUAUAUGAAAGUAACAAUCAUCAGUGAAAGCCAUCUUAUUUAUUUUCAGAGAUAUACCUACCUACCAAUAUGAGGAUCAGAUCUGGUUACAUUCUGUCCCUAAAAAUCGCCUGUGCAUGAGUCUGUUGCUGUAAAACUGUGCAUGUGUCUGUGUGUGUGUGUGUGUGUGUGUGUAAGUGUGUGUGUGAGAGAGAGACAGAGAGACAGUGAGAGAGGGAGAGUAAAGUAAGAUGCAGGAUAUGCCAGUCAAACAUAUCAAACAAUAAAUAACAAUAUAAUGCAUAUUUCCGACCACACAGUGCCAGUCCAGUAAUUGUGCUCCA
Myripristis murdjan (pinecone soldierfish) is the source of this 1621-nucleotide messenger RNA. It is a transcript of the gene slc10a4, whose product is annotated as solute carrier family 10 member 4. Lineage: Eukaryota; Metazoa; Chordata; Actinopteri; Holocentriformes; Holocentridae. The record is from RefSeq and is a predicted model, not a curated record. Gene Ontology annotation, cellular component: membrane. Bases 16 to 999 code for a protein of 327 amino acids. The transcript has 3 exons. Gene Ontology annotation, biological process: bile acid and bile salt transport. Gene Ontology annotation, molecular function: bile acid:sodium symporter activity.